AUGAGUGUUGGUAACGUGGCAGUGAAGAGGCCGCGCCGCCAGUGGGAGGCUGGGACCGUGGCUAGCGAGUGCGAGGAGCGCCCGGCGCCGGCGCCGCCCCCGCCCCCGCCCCCGCAGCCGCUGUGCGCGGCGGCGGCCGCGAGGCUCCACGGCGGCUGGCGGCGGCCCCCGGCUAGCGGCCAACCCUCCGCCCCCAGCGCCACGGCCAAGCUGCAGCUCUGCCUGCGGCCGCCCGCCGGGGGCGGCGGGGGCGGCGGUGGCGGCUUCGGCCAACGCGUCGCGGACCUGCCCGGCGGGCCCCCGCCGCCCGAAGACGGCGCCUUCCUGGCGACGCCGCUCAAGCCGGGCCCCGGCGCCAGCCCCGCGGGGGCGGCGUCGGCGUCGGCGGCGACUCAGGCGCGCUUGCAGCGGCGGCGCGGAGGCCUGGGGCGAGACGUGCGCGGCAGCCCCCGCCUCGGCGGCCGGGAUCCGGCGCCCUGCCCCCGCGCCGCCCCAGCUGCCCCUCGCAUCGCUCCCACCGCUGCCGCCGCCGCCGCCGUCGCCGCCCACGCCACGCACGCCCCCGCGCAGUCUCCGCCGCCCGACAGCGAGCAGGGGGAUCCGCCUCCCAGGAAGGUGCGCCGGCCCUUCUACCGGCGCUUCCUCAGCUACGUAAAGCAGGCGUGGACCGGCGUCAAAUUCGCUCUAGACCCUGAGCUGGAGGACCUGGAGACGCCGCCGCGCUACCGGCCGGACAGCCUGGAGGCGCUGUGCAAGGCGACGCGCUUCACCGAGGACGAGCUGAAGCGCAUCUACCGCGGCUUCAAGGCCGAGUGCCCCACCGGCGUCGUGCGCGAGGAAACCUUCAAGGGCAUCUACUCGCGCUUCUUCCCACAGGGCGCGAACGCCGGCCACUACGCUCACUACGUGUUCAACACGCUGGACCAGGACCACAGCGGCCUGCUCAGCUUCGAGGACUUCGUGGUGGGGCUGAGCAUCCUCUCGCGCGGCACGCUGGACGAGAAGCUGCGCUGGACGUUCUCGCUGUACGACAUCAACGGCGACGGCUGCAUCACGCGCGACGAGAUGACCGACAUCGUCACGGCCAUCUACGAGCUGACGGGGCGCCUGGUCGAGCCCUCGGCCGACGACACCACCGUCAACGACAAGGUCGAGCGCAUCUUCCAGAAGAUGGACGCCAACAAGGACGGCGUGGUGACGCUGGAGGAGUUCCUGGACUGCUGUUCGCGAGACGAGGACAUCUCACGCUCGAUGGCGGUCUUCGAUUCGGCCUUCUGAUCGCCACCGCCGCCAGCGAGAUUCACAACCACCGCGGCUGCAGCACCUCAUCCCGGACUCCGAAGAACCGGCUUUUACUUUUGGAUCUGAGAGGCGCCUCUGUUCAGAAAUAUAGCAGCCCCAUGGAUUCGGAGCGGAACGUCACGUUUUGAACGAGACGGGGAUAUAUUUUCUUUGUCGUAUUUUACAGGCACGAUGGGAGCGACAGUUUCACUUGCACCAAACAGUAGUCGUAGUUCGGACCUGCUGAUUACUUUUUACUGAUUAUCGCUCACUUUUAUGUUGUUCCUCCUUGGUGUACCAAAUUACAGUAUUCUUUUAUUUUGCAAAAUUGCCCCUAUGAACUCUAAGUUCAUCCUGCUUUUGUGUAACUUGAAGGCACCAAACUGAACUCUCCUCAGAUAAACGAUAAACGAUAAAAAUAUGUCAUUUCGUGAUACAGACAUCCUCAUAUUCAAUACAUUUGUCUAACUGUUCCACCAAUUUUUUUAUUUCAUGGCAAAAAAUUCUUUUUGCUUGUGGCCAGAGAAGAAAUGCACCCCGGAUCGUAAUUUUCCCAGGUAGAUUUGGUCCCAUGAAACAGUUCUAGGAAGAAGUCUAUUUCAGUGUUACUUAACGUUAGGAUGGUUUCAAAGCCCCGCACGCGCAAUCUGGUCUCCCAAUAUACAACGUGCGGCGUAUGAAACCCCUGAACAAGGAUCGAUGUGCACGUGAUGUUCUUCCCACAAUAUUAGGACGGUCAGUGUAGUGGACAACGACAGUUGUUGUACUUUUGUAGUUAAACGGAUCUGUCCGCUGGUACAUUAUUAGUCCGUAGUUAUCGUCAUACUUUCCCAACAUUCUAUAUGAAUUCAUCGAGAUUUUAUGACGUCACAAAAAUCAUUUUACAGCUUUAUGUUCUACGGUGCACAAAGAAUAGCGCCAUGGCUUCUUAUUAAGCCGAGGGUGCCAUCUGUCAGCAAACAAAACGCAUUUUUAAAGAAUGUUUAUUUCUCUCGCGGGAAUUUGAAAUGCUCGGAAACUGCAAAUGGAGUAAUCAUUUUGAAUUUCGUGUUACUUUUUGCAGAAUGUUCGUCAAAAACAGUGUUAUGGUUAGACAGUUUCAUAGUAGAAAGACACCUCACGAACGAAUCGCUCCUUUGGUGCUUGUAUCAAACCAGUAAUCGGAGGUUUGAAUUCCUCUCUUCGUAUCAUACAAGGAGUCGGUCAGCACAUGACAUACAUUAUUUUUCGACCACUGACGUGUAAAAACUACUGCGUAUUUUCCUACGUAGAUUUGUUAAAUUACUCGAGAGUCAAAUAGAAAGUAGCACUGCUCCGAGGAAGUAAAUAUAUUUUUGUAUUGCAGUACCACAUAUCGUAAUUGGCAUCCCAGAGGAGCGCAGCAGUUGUGCUGCAGCCAACAGAUGCAUAACUAAAAUGACCCCACUAAAUGUGUGACAGUUUGCUUCCCGACACAUCGGAUCGUCACCCGGGUCUUGGUUUAGUCUGUUCAGAUUUGUAGCACACCACCUGCUGCCAGUGAAUUAGUGAUAACUAGUUUAACACAACGCUACUAUUUUUCAGUUUGCAGAUUAAGUUACGUACUCAAACUACAGCUAGAGAGUUGCAAUGAAUCUCAAAUUUUAACGCCGUGUAAAAACGUGGUUGCAGUAAAUAUGUCGCGAGAAACACCAAACAGCCACAAUUAAGGUAUAAAUGAUUUAUUCAAAGAGCAUCCAUAUUCCUACAGGUUCUACGGGAUUUGUUUGUUGAGAUCUCCUAUGUGCAUUUUUAUCAUCGAAGCAUAAUUUUUAAGUGGCCACCAGGCAGAGCCAGUACAACACUAAUUUAUGUACAUACUGGAUAUGUUUUUGAUGUAGAAUUUAAUGAAGUACAGAUAACAAGCACUUGUUGCUAAUCACUUAACGAUAUAACACGUAAUAAAGUGUCAAACUUCGUUUGUCUCUGUGGCCACAAAGUAACGGAGCUCAAUAGAAAUCUGACUUAAAAAUUUUUUGUCGAAGAGUUCAAUUUAAAGAUAAAUAUCUUCGCCAGUGUCUGUCGUCAUGAGAGACAAUGCAGCUUCAAGUAUAUCGUAAAGAUUAUGGAUAGACAACACAGUUUGUGAUUGCUUUACGAUUAAAUUAUAAUGUACAAGGUUUUAUUAAUUUGCUAAUUAUUUGUAAUGUUCAUUCGUUAUCGGAAAACCAGCGAGACAAUAUGACAGUACUGUUCGAGAAGUGUUUUUUUAUGCGUUAAUUUGGAGAGAAAUUAGAGUUUUCAGUGGUAUAAAACUAUAAAGUAAUCUCGGCCAGGUCCUAGAGAAAAUAACCACCUAUUCGAAAGCUACAACUCCUCUGUUUUUUACUGUACCUGAACUUGGACACCGCUCGAAACUAGUAGUGUCGUCUUAAACUAGUUAUCACUACGAGACAAGCAGGAGGUACUUCGUUACAAAGCUGAGUAUUUCGAUACAGUCAUAUGACACCAGAGGCUAAGACUUGUGACAUACUGCUGAGUUAUAAUAGAGCUGAAGUCAUGGUUGCAGCCAGGGAUUCAACUAUUUCUCUUUCCAGAUGUUUUCAGAGAUUCUUUUGCCAUUCAUUCUCCAAAAGGUAUCAUAAUACAGGAUUACGUAGAAAUGAAGGUGUGAAAGUAAAGAAGAUUUAUUCUUUGACGGAAUGACACGGUAUCCACUAACCUAUGCAGUGAAGGGCAAUUUCAUAAUUUCGCUUUCUUCAGAUUUCAAGUGUAUAUAUGGUUGACGUUGUGGGUUCCAUGGGAACCCAGGGGUGACAUGACAGAUGUUUAGACGUCAGAGUACUUCAUCCACAUAUUCGGUUAUCCAUCCCACUGCAAGCGUCAUACGGUUCACCAAAUCGGGCAGCUAGAUACUAGAUAAUAUGUAGAAACGUACAGGUGAACAAGACCAGCGACUUCAGACUCUGAAAAAACAGAAUUAGGGUAAAGUAUAUUUUACAGCGCUGUUACCCCAUAAUCAGUAAUUAUUCACUGAAAAAAUUACGUUAUGAAGGAAAAGAAGUCUAUUCUGCAUACGCAUGAUGUUACUACAGAUGUUGUCCUAUACAAAACUAGCACGUCAGUCUCACAUUUUGUUGUUCAAGAGGCCGCCAACAUCUGGUGAAGCAUACAUAUUUUCUUCGGCAUCUGCAACAAUCAAUGAAUUUAUUUUAUAGAUACUUUCCAAUGAAAUUUAAGCUGAAACAAAAAUUACACACAUCUGAUUUUCUGACGUAUUACCACCUCUAGGGACUCUCAGCGCCCUUUCGCUCUUGCCGUUUGAUUUGAUACAAACCUUGUAAAGCCAUUUUAUGUAUUUGUACCAGGACGCUGCUAUUUUUUAAGCUUUAUUCAACAGUCGUACAAUAGGCGAUAAGCUCAGUUCACCUACAUUGCCGUUUCCAAACGAUGUGCAGUUAUAUAGCGCUAUAAGUAUAUACAGUUUUUACGUUAAAUAUCUAUUUGGUUUUGUAACAGUGUGUCGAGUAUUUACUUCCUUAUCUCAUUGUUGACGUUGUAGCUGUCAAGUAUUUCUGCGUGUUGUAUUUGUAGCGUAGAUUGAGUUGUUUUUGUUUAUAGAUAUUUUUUCUCGGCAGUAGUCGUUAAUGAAUAGAUGUUGAAAAUUUCAUUUUCUAUAAAUAUAAUAGCUUUAUUUGGAAUAAGUCAAUGAUGUUCUAUGGUUACAUAUUUAUCGUAUUCUCUAUGGAAUGGAUUCUGAACUUAAGCAUAAAAAAUUUAUUAAAAAUUUCAUCGAAAUUUUAGACCAUGGUAACAGAAAACACGAUAAGCAAAUACUGCUCACACAAAGCUACACAAUGAAUCUACAACCUCAACACAAUUCCAUGGAUGGAAAAGAUAAGUAUGUAACCAUACAACAUCGUUGACUUUUGUCAAGUAAAGCUGCCAUAUUUAUAGAAAAAUAAACUUUAAACAAAAAUUACUCAACGAUAAUAUCUACUGUUGAGAAAGAAAUAUACAUAUACCAAAACUACUCAAUCUAUGCUACAAGUAUAGUACGCAGAAAUAUUUGACAGCUAGAACGUCAAAGAUGAAAUAUGGAAUUAAGCACUCGACACAAUUUCACAAUACCAUUGAGAUAGAAAACGUAAAGAUUAUAUACACUAACAGCGCUAUAUAAUUGCAGAUCGCUUGAAAAUGGCAAUGCAACUGAAAUAAGUUUAUCGUCUAACUCUACAAGAAAAAAAGCAACGUCCUGGCGUAAUAUACAUAAAAUGUCUUAACAAGAUAUUUACUACGCUGCAGGCCCUGAGGAAUACAAAAUGAUGCAAACCUGUUAAUCACUUUAGAGAGGCGUCUACGAUCAUUCUGCUGCUGCUGCGCUGCAUGCAGAAUUUCGCUGGAUCUGGCUUGGGUAGCUGGCAAACGUUAUAAAGACAAUGUGACUGAUUCUAAUUCAUUUGUAUAACUCACCUAUCUUGCUUCUAGGCGACCAUUGUGUACAGAAGAGCAACAGCGCUUUUGGAGGCUUGUGCAUGAACCACACACAUACAGCACCAAACAAGAAGUUUACGAAGAUCGUCCACCGUUACGAAUUGUGGCGGAAGGAGCAUGUCAGUACAAUUAGAAAUAAAUCAGCUUUACUUUCACACCAAACUUCUUCAAUAAUCGUUUUUAUGUCCACAUACUGCAACAACAUGGAUUUAGAAUGCUAGGAUCUCUGUGUCUGCAGAUGACAAUGAGAAGUGAAUUGAUGAGCGGAAUUGUCUGUCUCAGCCGGAAAACGGUACACACUCAGCUGUAUCUUCAGUGGUAGAACCAAUGAAACCUAAUGCACCCCAGUUUCAUCGAUAUACACAUUUGUGGGUGGAUACAGUUAGUAUGUCAAUAGUAGGCACUGACCUUUUACUGCUCUGGAUUUGUCCUUUAAUCACUGUAAACCAGUAAUAAUUAACUUCCCACAGAACGACAACCACUCUGUAACUUCUGACGCCCCGAAGCUAGUCCUGAGGGAGGAAAAGGAGAUGUUAUAGGUCACUGUACACAACAUAUCCAAAAGAAAUUUUCAUUGUGAGACACGUAUAGAACUGACUCGAAUUCCUUCUGCAAGUUAAAAAUCAGUGUCACUCAUUCCUAGAACACCGAGCGUACAUCCCCUGUGAACCUACCGUACGAAGGUCUUAACCAAUUAAUAAACUGGUUUGUGUCACUCUCUUCAAGGACCUUCGCACCUACUCAGAAACUACUUGCCAAGUUAAUCUAGAUACCCAUACAAGUGUUAAAUGUCUUACGUGUACGAUUAUCUGUGUUCUUCGUAGGAGAUACGUAUUACCAGUUUUGUGUGCAGUUCAUAUGUGGACCAUUCUCAAACAUGUGUACAUUGUGUUUGUUUACGGAGGACAAUCAUAAAUCAGAAGUGAGUGUGUUGACCAGUACAUUAACAGUGUUCGUGUUUUCACCUCACUCAAGGCCCACCGAGCGUGAUAUGGCGACACAUAGAAGUCUGAUUCAAAAAUGAAGAGCAACACAAAUCUUUCGGAACAUAAAAUACUUCAGAAUUAAACUGUUAUAUAUCUGUUGGUGUUAUUCAUAUAUUUACUGGAUGAGAUAGUGUUGUUUCUGAAGGUAAGUUUACAAUAUAUUUAUUAUACAUUUAGAUACGAAAGGGCAAUAUAUUGUCGUUGAAAAUUCAUAACAUACUGACGUUGUAACUAAAAUAUAUGAAUGUGGAAAAUUAAU
Molecule: messenger RNA, 6978 nt
Organism: Schistocerca nitens (vagrant locust)
Lineage: Eukaryota; Metazoa; Arthropoda; Insecta; Orthoptera; Acrididae
Exons: 6
Coding region: 1-1278 (425 amino acids)
Molecular function (GO): calcium ion binding
Source: RefSeq, a predicted model, not a curated record